Poeciliopsis prolifica (blackstripe livebearer) is the source of this 2738-nucleotide messenger RNA. RefSeq names its product beta-1,3-glucuronyltransferase 3 (glucuronosyltransferase I) (gene b3gat3). Gene Ontology annotation, biological process: carbohydrate metabolic process; chondroitin sulfate proteoglycan biosynthetic process. The record is from RefSeq and is a predicted model, not a curated record. Gene Ontology annotation, cellular component: Golgi membrane. Bases 150 to 1163 code for a protein of 337 amino acids. Gene Ontology annotation, molecular function: galactosylgalactosylxylosylprotein 3-beta-glucuronosyltransferase activity. NCBI's taxonomy places the organism in Eukaryota, Metazoa, Chordata, Actinopteri, Cyprinodontiformes, Poeciliidae. The transcript has 8 exons.
CACCGGACGUUGUUAGUGCGCUUCGCUGCAGAAAUGUCCUGAACAGACCCAGUAAUGAAUGGAGGUUUUGAUACUGUGAGCGACCUUUGUUUACAUCCAGUCGCGAUGACAUGAAGCUUUAAGUUUGCCUGACCCGCCGCUGAGCUACCAUGGCAGCGAGGAUGAAGCUGAAGCUGAAGACUGUGUUUGUGCUGUACUUCAUGGUUUCCCUGAUGGGUCUCAUCUAUGCAUUGAUGCAGCUCGGCCAGCACUGCGACUGCACAGAGCACGACCUGCCGAAAGACCGCGCCAUGUCCCGCCUGCAGGAGGAGCUCUACCGCCUCCAGGGCCAGAUACGGCAGCUGGAGAAGGCGAAGCAACCAGAGAAGAAACAGCCUCCUAAGUCCUCACUUUCCACCAUCUUUAUCAUCACCCCAACAUAUGCCAGACUGGUGCAGAAGGCCGAGCUGACCCGUCUGUCCCAGACUUUCCUUCACGUCCCUCAGCUGCAUUGGAUCCUGGUGGAGGACUCGCCACGCAAGACGCAACUCGUCUCCAACUUCCUGUUGAAGAGCGGCCUGACCUACACGCAUCUGAACGUUCCCACCGCAAAGGAGCGCAAACUGCAGGAGGGUGACCCCAGCUGGCUGAAACCCCGCGGUGUCGAGCAGAGAAAUGAAGGACUACGGUGGCUCAGAGAAGACAGAAAGACUGAGCCGGGGGACGACGCUCAGCAGGGCGUGGUUUACUUCGCCGAUGACGACAACACGUACAGCCUGCAGCUGUUCGAAGAGAUGAGGAGCACUCAGCGGGUUUCUGUGUGGCCCGUCGGGUUGGUUGGUGGGAUGAAGUUUGAGAGCCCUGUGGUUGAAGGAGGAAAGGUGGUUCGCUUCCAUACCGGCUGGCGGCCCAGUCGGCCGUUCCCGAUGGACAUGGCCGGCUUCGCGGUGUCCCUCCGAUUGGUCCUGGCCAAUCCGGACGCUUGCUUUGACGGAGAAGCACCAAUGGGCUUCCUGGAAAGCAGCCUGCUUAAGGGUCUGGUGACAGUGGACGAGCUGGAGCCCAAAGCAGACAACUGCACUAAAGUUCUGGUGUGGCACACCCGGACAGAGAAGCCGAAGAUGAAGAGGGAGGAGGCGCUGCAGGUGCAGGGACUGGGCUCAGAUCCCGCUGUGGAGGUCUGAGCAACAUAAACACCAACAUUAAAAAGCUUCUGCUCAUGGUUCAGCUCAUAAAUGAGAGCCACAGGUAACCGUUCUGGUGUUUUUUCUGAGCUGUUACGCAGUUUUAUUUAAUGAUUAUUGGUGCAGAUUGAACAGUUGCCUACAGGGGGCGCCAAACACAACAUUUUGAAAGUUUAUAUCAGGGGCCACAAAUUAAUGCACGAGUAAGACAUAAAAUAUUGAUUUAGCUGAUAAUUUAAAUAAAAAUGGAAAUACAUAAGUUUUCACUAUUAAACGGUUCAAUAAUGUAUUAAACACUUCAAUAAAUGUGGAAUUUAUUUCUUAUUUAUUUAUAUUUAUUGUGGGAAGCAUCUAAAACUUCAAUCUAUAGUUUUAGAAGUUCUUCCGUUAUUUUAGUAUCCUGUCUUAGUGCGGGAUAUUACAGUAUUCUAGUGGGACUUGAUUAUGUUUUUAACAAAAGGAAUUAAUUGUGUUAAAAUUACCAGGUUAAAUGUAAUCAAUUAAUUGAAACUAACUUGUUAAAUCCCUGGCCCUAUUAUAUAAAUAGAUCAAUCUUUCAUAAUUUAAAAAAAUAUAAAGCACAUUUUUUGGUUUAUUUUAAUAUAAAUAAGUAUACUAUUAUUAUAUAUAAACAUGGUAUUUACAUUAAAAAAAACAUUUACAAUAUGCUGCUAAAUAGGGUUAUGUAUUUAAUUUACAGUUUUUUUUACAUAGUGGCAUUUUUGUUCCUCCAUACUUUCAUGCUGUAUUUUGAUACACAAAUGAAGGUUUUUCAUGUUACCUUACUUUAGAGUAAACCAGUAAUUAUUUCCAGCAGCAGCUGGAUAUAUUUAGACUCUAUGUGGUUUGACCUCAACCUCUCUGCAACUCCAUUUUUAUUUAUUUUCUUAAGAUUCAAGGACAAAUAUUCAUAUGCAUGGCUUUUGUUUUCGCAUGAUUAAUGUCUAUAACUCUUAGAUAUUUUCUAAAGCGUGGACGAGUUCUGUUCUUAUUUAAAUACUUCUGAGCCCAAUUAGAUCAUUAGCAGCAAUUCUCCAGCAAUAAGACAUAUUCACCACAUAAACACUAACUAUAAAUCUAGUAAUAGAGCGAACAAACCAGCCUCGUCUCCACGGUGCAGCUGUGACACAAUCCUGCGAUCGAAUGGUUUGACGCCCAGAGCAGCUUUAGAGCUUAUGUCUUGCACCAUGAAAAUUCCUGAAUGAGGAGAAAACUGCUGACGCUCAUAAACGCGUAUAUUCACAGCGCAAUAAGCAAACUAAAAAUGCACACUGUGUUGCAUUUCCACUCUGCAGAACACUUGAAUUUGGCUGAAAUGGGGAGGAAUCAAUUUUUGUUUUUAUUUAAGCUGCAUAUCAAGGUUUUCUCCCACAACAUUGUCUGCAGUCAAACAGACUGAAGGUCAUUAAACUCCAUCUCUGUAAAAUCAGCCUGUGCCUGCGUAAGAAAAAAUAGUGCCUGUGAGAAAGUUUAUCUGCUGGUGUUUGUGUAUUUAUUAUUGUGAUUAUUGUUCUCUACAUUGUACAGUGUGAUGAUGUCUGACCCAGGCCUUGUCAAUAAACAUGUUUAAUCUGU